GUAAUGCUCCGCUUGCCUCUCAAAGCUACUGGUGGUCAGGGGGCUGCGAAUCUUAUCUGAUUUUCCAGAGAGGGCUUUGGAGCUGGAUUGAAGAGGCAGGGACAAUAACAGGAAGCGGCCAGAGGAACUGCUGGGCUGGGCUGAUCACUUUUGCCACUGGAGGGGCCUGAUUGUCCAGUGAGCAGCUCUGUGGGAGCUCAGACAGGUUCACAUGCAGCUGGAAACAGACACCGUUGACCUGAGACUGUGGAGGAUAUAAUUUACUGUAGGGAUUUUCGAAUCGAGGAAGACUGUUGAAGGGACCAAAACUCUGAUGAUGAAACAGUCUGCCUGGAGGCAGAUGACUGAGCCUGGCUUCUGGGCAGGUGUCCUGGUCAUUUUAUGUACCCUCAGCGUGGGAGCUGAUGUCCACCAAGCUCUGAAAACACCAUCCAUGCAGAGCAAAGUGCUUCAAAGACAUAAGAGAGACUGGAAAUGGGAUAAACUUUUUGUGAAUGAGGAAAUGCCUCCAAAAAGUCCACCUGAAAAAAUUGGAAAGCUAGACAAUACAUUCUUCACUUCGUCCGCAAGAUAUAUUCUCUCAGGAGACGGUGCUAACAACAUUUUUACUGUAAAUGACAAUGGGGAUAUUGUUGUCAAUGCAAAGUUGGACCGGGAGAAGCAAAGCGUCUACAAACUGUCAGCUUCACUCAUCGACAUUUAUAACAAAAAGCAUCUUGACAGCGAUGAUACGUUUGUAAUAGUGGUCAUGGAUAUUAAUGACAAUAGCCCUGUGUUUCAUCCUGACCAACCUGGAUCCAUCAGCGAGUCUUCUAAAGCAGGAUCAAAAGUAAUGACAGUUAAUGUAACUGAUGCUGAUGAUCCCACCACUCAGAAUGGAAUGGUUGGGUAUAAACUGCUGAAUGGAACAGAUCUCUUCAGCAUCAACAAUAAAGGUGAAAUCAGUACUUUGACAAGCAGCCUUGACAGAGAGAAACAGAGUCAGUAUCUAAUUGCUGUACAAGCCAAAGACAUGCCAGACGUUAUUGGGAGUGGGAAUUCUGCUACUGCCAUUGUGACUAUCAACAUUACUGAUAUAAAUGACAAUAUUGCCACCUUCACUAAAGGACAAUACCGAUUUGAUGUAAAAGAAGACAGCAAACCUGGACAUCAAAUUGGCAAGUUAGAAGUGGAGGACAAAGACGAGAUACAAAACAAAGAUCCAACUUUUACUAUACAUAAAUUUGGUGAAGUGUUUAACAUAAAACAAAGUAAUGAGAAAGAUGGAAUUCUUAGCCUCAAAGUGCCUCUCGACUAUGAAACGCUGAAGGCGUACACAUUUACUGUAAACGUGGAUGAGCACACAGUAUCUAAAUCACCAGAUAACCGAGGACCCAACCUGCUGACGAGAGCCCAGGUUUUCAUCAAUGUAAUUGAUGUGGACGAGCCACCUGUUUUCAGCCAAACUGAAUACAAGUUUAGCAUCAACGAGGGCCCAUUCAAGAAUCCAGUCAUUGGAGCGGUUUCAGCAAAGGAUCCAGAUGCAGCUGCUUACAAAAUACGGUACUCUAUUGAAGACCCAAACUGUCCUGUAACUGUGGAUCCUGUACAAGGACACCUGUCCUUAAAGAAGCAACUGGACAGAGAGGAACAAUCCUCGUACACGUUCCAGGUUACAGCACACGAGGAUAUACCAAAUGGUUUAAAGUCCUAUGCAAUGGUUAAUCUAAAGGUUCUUGACAUUAAUGACAAUGCACCAGAACUAACUAACGGGACCUACGUGUAUGUUUGUGAGAGUGAUAAACCUGGAACGAUCAUCGGGACUGUGGGUGCAUACGACAAGGAUGAAAAUUCAGGCAGAUUCCGUUUCACUCUGGCGAAGAAGAGCUCAAACUUUUCCCUUCAUGACAAUCAAGAUAACACUGCGAGCAUUAAGCUGAAGGAAGGCGGUUUCAGUACAGAGCACUCGGUGGAACAUGUACUGGAAAUCGAAAUUGCAGAUGGAGGUACACCAGAACAGAAGAGCAUUAACGUCCUCCAUAUUAAAGUGUGCACAUGCCAGACGGAUCGACGGGUGGAGUACUGUAUGGCCUACGCCCGGACCGGAAUGAGCGUCAGCGCCAUCUUAGCCAUUCUUCUCUGCAUCAUCACCAUCCUGGUCAUCGUCAUCCUCAUAGUUUUGCGGAGGCGCUAUCAGAAAGAAGUUCUGGUUAACAAGUCUUCUGGCGAGAUCCACGAGCAGCUGGUGAGAUACGAUGAAGAAGGAGGUGGAGAAAUGGACACAAACGGUUAUGACGUUUCCAUCUUGUCCUCUGCUUGUCACGACGGCAGCUUUCGGCCCAGCACUGGGCCUUCUCUGUAUGCCGUGGUAAAGAAACCCUCUGCUUGUAAGGGUGACAUGGCCGUGAUGAUCGAGGUGAAGAAGGACGAGGCCGACCACGACCGUGAUGGGAUUCCCUACGAUACUUUACACAUCUACGGCUACGAGGGAUCUGAAUCCCUGGCCGGUUCCCUCAGCUCUUUGGACUCAUCCUCCACUGGGUCCAAUCUGGACUACGACUUCUUGCACGAGUGGGGGCCUCGUUUCAGGACCCUAGCUCAGCUCUAUGGAGUAGACGGUUCGGACACUGACAGCUCCGACUGAUCCUACUGCAGGCCGAGGUUUACAGGUAGUCAUCGUCCUAGGAGGACACAUCAGCAUGAUGGAGACUGCUGUCUUCUCUUCAUGGGACUUUUUGUAAGGGUCCCUUAAAGAAAGAGAUCAACAAGUGCCAAUACUUGUUUCCUUCAUGCAUUGUUAUGACAUUAUGAUGAGCACUACUUCAUUUGUAAUUUUCAUAGAGCAAGUGUAUGUUAGUAGAAAAACUCGUCUUGGUUUUUCAGACUGGUUUUUCUCCAGGUGGAUUUUGUAUAAAACAGCGUUGGACACUGGUCAGACAAACUCUUUUUUUAGGCUGGUUUAUCCUUACAGCAAAACUGAUUUCAGUUUAACACAAAAUAUUUGCGUUCAUCUUUUCUUUUUGCGUACAUUGUAUUACUCAACCGAAUCUCAUGUAAAAACAUAUUUGUUGCGACUUGGUGGUCAAUUCGUGUGAAUUUGUAUGAUUAGAUUCUAACCGAAAACACAUAACUGAGAUUACACAAAUAAUAUCAAUUUGCAAUUUUCAACCAGUUUUAGAAGUUACAAGUAGCAAUGAGAUUGUGGUGUUUUUUUAUACUUUUUACAUUGUUUUUUGCAUCUUGUAUUCCUUUAAAAAUCCUCAGUUUACCAGUUUUUUUUGUUUUUUUUUUCUAUGUAUACAAGUGUUUUCUGGACUCUUGGUCAGUGUAACUGCAGAGCCAGCAUUGUUCAGCAGACUCGUCUCAUCAGGAAAACUACUGUAUUGCCAUGGGAGCAACAAGGAAGUGGUGAUAACUGUACUUUGAAAGAAUUAAAGGCUACUCCAAGUUUAUUUGACAGGAAUCAUCAGCACAUUGAUUGUUAUGAGUAAAGCCCAAAUCUCAAAGGUCGACCAUUAUAAGGCAAUUGCAGACGUCUCAGGAAACGUGCAGCUAGUUGUAUGCCUGUUGAAAUGUGAGAAUUGGUCUGAAUAACUGUAUUACCAUGUGAAUCAUAAGUGUGGCUAUAUAUUUAACAGCGUCAAAUGAGAAAAAAGCUAAAUUGAACUUGUUACAUAAUAUUUUGAUCAUUGUUCAAACAAAAACAUGUAGCAAACCAGCCAGCGUCUUGACAAUAUUGUUCAUCCUUCAUUCAAGACUAAAUAGACAAGAGAAUCUCCAUUCAUUGACAAAUCUGUAAACCAUCUUUAUACUUUAAAUAUUUACCUCUGUGCACAAACUCUACCCUGUUUCCCCUAUUAACCAUGGGCACAAUAUGUGGAAGCCACCUUCUCCCUUUCCUGUAGGGAAUUACACGCCAAGCACUCUUCUCCCGUCUUGUUUAAAAUGAGCAGCUCCGUCACUGAAAUGUCAACUUCCCGUCUGACUGAGCACAAGGAAACACACUUCCUGUUCCCUUAUCUUUCAAGUGAAGGAACAGAUUGAAACCGUUUUCCUGUUUUCUUGUCUUAAAGGCAUGAAGAAAGAAAACUGAGGAGAGCAGGAAAAUGUUAAAGAACAACAUAAAUCACGCUGCGUUGAUCACAAAGGCAUUGUCCUUCAAGACAAACGGUGCUGCUCUUGAAUGUUUUUUUUUUUUUCUUUCUUCACCGUAGAAUUUUGUCUGUUUUAGUCUUUUUCUUAAAUUAUUUUAAAGAAAUACCUUAUAAUUCUAUCUAUAUCAUUCUGGUUGUAGAAUUAGACGUCUAAUCACUGGAAUAUGUAACUGCUCAAUCAGAUAAACUGCACAUCUUCUCAUGAUUGAAAUGAUCAGUCAUAUUUCUCAAGUGUACAGAAAGUUGAAGAAAAACUGGAACUGUAACAAAUGGCCUUCAGUUGACUGUACAUGUGAUUGUUCAUUGUUGUUAUCAUAUUUUCUGUAGGUAUGUAUGCGUUGAAUUAUGCGCAGUUUAAAGUGUAUACUGUGUCGUAUGAACAUUUUGAAACAAACAAAUAGUGUCGGAUUUAUUGGGAAGGUCCAGUAGAUGUCAGUAUUGGGCAGUCAGACUAAACAUUUUAGUAUAUGGCUCUUGUGUGUGUUAGAGGGACAGAAAUAUGUGCCUUUUUUCUAUUGUUUCUAUUGUUAAAAAUCUACUUUUGUUUUCUCUUUUGAAACUGACAAUUUUGUAUUUGAAUAAUAAACGUCAUAUUCCAUA
Messenger RNA from Labeo rohita (rohu), 4733 nucleotides. It is a transcript of the gene cdh5, whose product is annotated as cadherin 5. Gene Ontology annotation, molecular function: cadherin binding; calcium ion binding. Gene Ontology annotation, biological process: homophilic cell-cell adhesion; multicellular organism development; calcium-dependent cell-cell adhesion. The transcript is spliced from 12 exons. Gene Ontology annotation, cellular component: plasma membrane; catenin complex; adherens junction. The coding region runs from base 314 to 2623 and encodes 769 amino acids. The record is from RefSeq and is a predicted model, not a curated record. NCBI's taxonomy places the organism in Eukaryota, Metazoa, Chordata, Actinopteri, Cypriniformes, Cyprinidae.